Eublepharis macularius is the source of this 2270-nucleotide messenger RNA. It is a transcript of the gene PIGS, whose product is annotated as phosphatidylinositol glycan anchor biosynthesis class S. The transcript is spliced from 12 exons. The coding region runs from base 5 to 1678 and encodes 557 amino acids. Gene Ontology annotation, biological process: attachment of GPI anchor to protein. NCBI's taxonomy places the organism in Eukaryota, Metazoa, Chordata, Lepidosauria, Squamata, Eublepharidae. Gene Ontology annotation, cellular component: GPI-anchor transamidase complex. The record is from RefSeq and is a predicted model, not a curated record.
AAAGAUGGCGGCUUCCGCCGGUGUGACAGGAGCGGUGGAUGCGGCAGAGAAGGCAAGAGGGAAAUACGCUGCGCUCUCCUUUGCCACCAUCGCUGUUGUGGUGGGGCUGCCCCUCUGGUGGAAAACGACAGCCACUGACCGGGCUUCACUGCCUUACUCCGAGAUCGCCAACUUGGACACCCUAGAGUUCCAGCUGACUGUGCCAAUCUCGGUUGUGUUUGCCAAAGGGACUCUGCCAGGGGACCAGGAGAGGAAGCUCCCCUUUAGAGAGAGUCAGGAGGCAGAGACCCCCUUAAACCCCAAGACCAGCGUGACAGCCCACUAUCAGAUAUCUUAUCGCCGUGCCACGCCCCAGGAAGAACAGGCCCUAUCCCAGGUCUCUGGGCAAGAUGAUGUGGUGCUGCCAGCGCAAGAGGCCCCAGCAGGCUCACUUACUAUCUUUGUGAUACCACCUGGCUCUCAUCUUCUGCCACAGGUAGCUACCAUGUACAUCGGCAAGCACCGCAGUGCCAUAAUUCGAGCCCCAGGAGGCACAGCCGAUGUGCUAGCAGUCGUGAGGACAAAAAUACAGCAGGUGACCCGGGUCAUGUCCUUCUCGGCUGAGUCCAUCACCGGGGCCCUCUCUGACCGCAUCCCUAUCCUCCAUCUGGGAACUGAGUGGAAGCGGCCCUUCAAAUCCAGCUUAGGGUACGAGAUCACCUUCAGCUUGCUGAAUCCUGAUCCCAAAACCCAUGAUGUCCACUGGGACAUUGAGGGAGCCAUCCGUCGCUACGUGGAGCCCCUCCUGAACAAGCUGAGAUCGGUAGCAGAGAUCUCCGUAGACUCGCAAAUCCUGUACUAUGCAGCACUGGGGGUCACACCCCGUUUUGAUGCAUCUUCCUCCAGCUACAUACUCGGUGCACACAGCCUGCCCCAUGUCAUUAACCCUGUGGAAGCCAGGCUGGGUUCCAGCGCUGCCUCACUUUUCCCCGUGCUCAACUUCCUGCUGUAUGUGCCGGAGCGUUUGCACUCACCGCUCUAUAUCCAGGACAAGGACGGUGCUGCUGUGUCGACCAAUGCUUUCCACAGCCCACGCUGGGGUGGGAUUAUGGUGUACAAUGUUGAGCCUGAGGCAGCCAAUGAGACUUCCUUCCCAAGGCGGGUGGAUGUGGACAUGGUUCGGGUGAUGGAAGUGUUUCUGGCCCAGCUACGGUUGCUCUUUGGGAUUUUGCCGGUGCCACUUCCGGAGGACGCCCUGCUGGAAAGUUUUGGAAACGAGGGCCUCUCUGCCUGGGAGCUGGAUCGCCUCUUGUGGGCCCGCACCGUUGAGAAUGUAGCCACUGUGGCGACUACCCUGACCUCCCUGGCUCAGCUGCUGGAGAAGAUUAGCAACAUUGUGAUCCAGGAGGAUGUGGCAUCGCAGGUGUUCCAUGCUGUGGAGUCAGCCCAGAAGGCGCUGCUGGACUUGGGCCUGGGCCACCUGGAGUCUGCCUUCCAGGCCAGCAAGGAGGCUGUCAUGUCCUCCGAACGGGCCUUCUUCGACCCAUCGCUCCUCCAUCUCCUUUAUUUCCCCGACGACCAGAAGUUCGCCAUCUACAUCCCCCUCUUCCUCCCCAUGGCUGUUCCCAUCUUGCUGUCUUUGGUGAAGAUCCUGCGAGAAGCCCGACAGAGCAAGAAAGAUUCCACCAAAAUGGACUGAUCGCCCUCCUUGAGACUGGGGUGUGACUGUGAGGGCGGGAGUUCCAGGGAUGCCGAGUGCAGAGGCUGGGGGGCGGGGGGCAGUAUUCUGUCCAACAAUAGAGAGCUGUGGGGCUCCAGAAAGUUUAGCUUGGCAUAACCUCAAAGGUUUUGCCAGCUUCCUCAGGAAGUACCUUCUUAAGGAGAAACUGGAGCCCAGUCUUCUCUGGAGGGGGGUGGCACAGAGUAGGCCUUCUCCAAAGUGGGCUGUCAGUCGAUCCGUUUAGCACGGCAGGUCCAAAGUGGGCUUUGCUGACACUGGUCACUUGCAGCUGCCCCCCACAGGGUUUGCAAGGGGAGGAAGGGGGGGGAUCCUUCCCAAGCUCCCCCCCAGAGUCAUAAGGGGCAGGGUGCAGAGGUGCUUCCCUUGGGGGAGGGGCUAGUGCAUUUCCUUGCCUGCCCCACCCCAACUCCUGGGGGAACCGGCUGGCUCUGGGCAAAGUGGACUGUUGGUCUAAUCCUGCCUGCUUGGGCAGAGGCUGGGGGCCUGGUGUGUGUAUGGGGCGGGGUGGGGAGCUGCCUCUUCUAUAACAACGUAUAAUAAAGAUCCCUCU